AUGAAUAAGAAACAGCUACAAACGCUAUGGCGUUCCCAAAGACCCUUUUCGUAUAGUGCAAGCCGUGCAAAAGACUUGGACCCGCUCAGACCAACCAAGUCCCAGCUUCUUGAGGGAGCCUCCUCGAAGCUUUCGCGUUUUUGGAUUCACAUCAAGUGGCCCUUGACAAGAAACAAUAGACCUUUUUCGAUUGAUGACUUUUCCGCCUUCGCCUCCUGGCUCGUUAUGGGUAACAUUCUUUGGAUCGUGUUGGGUACAACCACUUUUGGCUUGGUGACAAUGUACUCUAUCCAUACCUUUGACACCUUCUGGAAUACCAUAAGUGGAGAUGAGGAUGAUGAUAACGAAGAUGUAGCUCCGCAGGCCAAGGACAAAACAUUUCUAUCUUAUCUUGCGGGGUCCAUUUUAUCACAAGGUUUUGGUAUGAGACUUGUCUUCGAGAAAGGCAGUGUGUUACCCGAACUCUCUGACGGAAUGCUCAAAUUCAGAAACGUGAAGGUAGUGUCUUCUGAGAGAGACGAAAACUUCAGGAUUUUUGCAAAGAUUCAAGAACUCAAUAUGACCCUAUCAUUCAAGAAGUGGUACGAGGGUAAUGGUCUCAUUGACGACGUUGAAAUUUUCGGUAUGCAUGCGAAGGUCUUGAGAAAGGACGACUCUCUUGCACCCAUUAGUACAGAAGAUAUCGCCGGUGAUCAAAAUACUCUCAGCUCUAUGGCAAUGUCCAUGAGCAAAUAUGACACACACAAUAUUCAUAAUGACUUCUCUGAGCACAAAUACGAGGAGCUCAAGGCCGUUGCUCAGAGAAAAUCCCCUCUUGUUUCUCCUAACUAUCAGCUAGGCCAUGUUAGGGUUCACGACUCCUUCAUUGAGAUCUUUGAAAAUCAUGACACCAUGCCUUUUAAAGUUACAAUCUUCAAUUGCGAUCUUCCUCAAUUCCGUGGUGAUCGCCUAAUUGUCGACUUUUUUAAUGCUAAUAAUGUCACUGGAGCUGUCAACAACUCAAUGUUCACCAUUCACAAGCAUCAAACUUUCACCGAUGAGAAUGUCGUGAGAUUCAAGCUUGAUAGCAUCGAUAUGGAGUCAAUUUCUAAGGCAAAUCCGCAACUGAAAUUCAAUUGGAUUGUAAAUGGAAAAGCUGAAAUCCUUGCUGACAUCCGCCUUCCUGAGACUAAAUCUAAGGAUGAAGGAAGCUUUUUCUCUUCGAUAUCAUUUCAACAGGUGUGGAAUGAUCUUAAGACAGCAACUUCAUCUCCUCGCGAUGCAGCUGAAGGUGAUGACAGCAACGACAGUUUGAUAAAAGGUGCCAUUGCGGCAAUUUACGAAACGUUCAGAAAGAACAAGGAGACAAAAAGCGAGGACUUACGAAACGAAAAUGAGUAUGUCAUUGUUAAUGUCAAGGUCAAAUUCAAAAACAUCAAGGCAACUAUGCCGAAGCAUUUGCCAAUGGCCACAUCCACUGCACUUCCUUUUGUAACGCUUCACAAUUUAAGAGCGUUGGUCGGUUUUGUCAAUAGCCUCGAGAAGGACAAGAGCGAUUCGAUUCUCAUAAAGACAACAGUGAUAGAAAAACUCGCUGAUUUGUACAACCUUGAUAACAUCACUCAGACACGUAUAUUUGAUGCAAUCGUGGCAGACAUUUAUGAUGAUUUAUUGAAGGACAUCAAGUUGGAUGAGAAGCGCAUUUUGGAGGAAAAGGCCAAUUCUUGGUCCCACACGGUGGCCAGUCAACUCCUAUUGCUUGGACUUGGAGUUCUCGCCUAA
This is a messenger RNA of Candidozyma auris, 1761 nucleotides long. RefSeq lists its product as uncharacterized. Gene Ontology annotation, cellular component: mitochondrial inner membrane. Lineage: Eukaryota; Fungi; Ascomycota; Pichiomycetes; Serinales; Metschnikowiaceae. The coding region runs from base 1 to 1761 and encodes 586 amino acids. The record is from RefSeq and is a predicted model, not a curated record. Gene Ontology annotation, biological process: mitochondrion inheritance. The transcript has a single exon.